UGCCAUUUUGUCAUAUAUUUUAUUCAAAGUUUUUCCUGCUCGUCAACUGUAAAAAGUCGUGUCUGUUUUUCGUGUCUCUUUGGAACGUAUGUUUGUUCACAAGGAGCGGUUGUGUUACUCUUUGUAAUUACUCGAUCGAAGAAUGAGCAAUAGAAGGAAGAAAGCAAGAAUGAUGUCAGAAUCAGAUUUUGAUGAUGAUAUUGUUACAUUGAGAUUUAUCAUGAAUGGAAAGGAAGCUGGUUUGUUGAUUGGAAAGGGUGGUGAAACCAUUAAGAAUCUUAGGAAAUCUAGUGAUGCAAUCAUUAAUAUAAGUGAUAAUACUUCAAGAGAAAGACUGGUUUCUUUAACUGGUCCUGUCAACAGUGUUAUUCAUGCUUUCAAAUUGAUUAUUGAGCGGUUUGAAGAGGACUACUACAGCAGAUCAUCCCCUGAAGAUAUGGUUUUUCAACUGCUGGUCCCAUCCGCGCAGUGUGGCUCUCUGAUUGGUAGAAGUGGGUCAACGAUUAAAUAUAUUCGAGAGAAAUCUGGAGCUCACAUCAUGAUCGAUUCUGAUCCAAUGCCACAAUCCUCUGAAAGGAUGGUUCAUAUAUCAGGCAGUGCCAGCAGUGUAAUUGGUUGCAUGAAAUCAAUUUGUGACACCAUGGUUCAGAACCCUGUUUCUUGCCAUAUUGACCCAUAUUAUCCCGAGAACUCUCCAAUGAACAAAAAAUCAAACAGACCCGUGAGGAAUCAUCGAUAUGACAGAGAUUCUUACGAGCGUCGCGAUCAAGGUCGACCUUUAUUGAGAAGUCCCCUCCCAAGAAGACGCAAGAGAAGUGAUGACUUUUUAGAUGAGUUUAUGACUGAGACUAUGUCAAUACCAAGCCAAUUUGCAGGAAGUUUGAUUGGUAGACGUGGCGCUAAAAUCAACGAGAUAAGGACGAAAUCUGAAGCUAGCAUAAAAAUUGCGGAUGCAAGAGAAGGUUCAAGUGAACGAAUUGUAACGAUAAGUGGAAAUCCCGAGGCUGUUGGCAUGGCUCAAUUCCUUAUAAAGUCAAGGGUGAAAUUUGAAGAAAAGAAAGCUAAAAACGAAAAUGCUCUAUCGUGAUCUUGUAAAAGGAUUCAACUCGUUUUACUCCGUCAAUAUACGUGCACAAGAAUACUGUCUUAUUUAAACGUUCGUGUUUUCUCAUUAAAACUGAGGCAAUGGUUGUCACUGUUUGCUGCUAAUAUAUUGUAAUAUUACAUAAUCUCUCUAUAUCACUAUGGCUACUUUAUAAAUUUAUAAAUUCAGCUUCGGAGGCUUGUUUUAUUUAUAUCUUUUACAGAAAAUGGUUGAUAAACUCGAAUUUUUCAUUUCUCUCUCCAUGCACGUAAUUUAAUAAACAAAUGUCAUUGGUGAGUUAAAA
Molecule: messenger RNA, 1388 nt
Organism: Xenia sp. Carnegie-2017
Lineage: Eukaryota; Metazoa; Cnidaria; Anthozoa; Malacalcyonacea; Xeniidae
Product: poly(rC)-binding protein 2-like
Exons: 16
Coding region: 143-1087 (314 amino acids)
Biological process (GO): regulation of RNA metabolic process; regulation of gene expression
Cellular component (GO): nucleus; cytoplasm
Molecular function (GO): mRNA binding
Source: RefSeq, a predicted model, not a curated record